AUGGAACGAAGGCGGAGGCAUCGGAAUCUGGUUAACUGGCUCAACCAAGGAGGUCAACAUGCGAUACAUGCUCAAAGCAGGAAUGGUAGCAUAGCACUGAUCUUUGCCGCGAGUGCGGCCCAAGCUCAGGAGAAGAUCUCGAUUUACCACUGGUUCGAGUACAUUCCGCAGGAGCUGCUCGACAAGUUCGCUGCCGAAACGGGGAUCGAGGUGACCAUGGACACCUUCGAUUCCAACGAGGCCAUGCUCGCCACGCUCAAGGCCGGCAAGCUCGGCUCCUACGACGUGGCGGUGCCGGGCGAUUAUAUGGUCCAGAUCAUGGCGGGCGAAGGCAUGCUCGACACACAUCGCCGAGGGCGAGCUCGCCAACUUCGCCAACAUCGAGCCGCAAUGGGUGGACGUGCCCUUCGAUCCGGGCCGCAUGCACUCGAUCCCCUAUCAGUGGGGCUCGACCAGCUUCUCGGUGAACCGGGACGUCUAUGCGGGCGACAUCAACGACACCAGCAUCAUCUUCGACCCGCCGGAGGAGGUGAAGGGCAAGAUCAACGUCCUGGACUCCCAGGGCGAAGUCAUGUUGCUGGCAUCCCUCCACCUCGGCAUUCCGCAAUGCUCGACCGAUCGCGAGCAGCUCAGGCGCUCGACGCGCUCUUGCAGUCCGCCAAGCCGCACUGGGCCUCCUUCGGCUCCGACAUCGCCAAGGACGUGCUCGUCUCCGGCGAUGCCGCGGUGGGGAUGAUCUGGAACGGGUUCUCCGCCAAGGCGCGCGCGGAGGGCGCCAACAUCGAGUACGCCUAUCCGCGUCAGGGCUUCGUCGUCUGGAUGGACAAUGUCGUGCUCCUGAAGGACGCAGCGAACCGGGCGAGCGCGAUCAAGUUCAUGGAUUUCCUGCAUGGAGGCCGGAGAUUCGCGCGGUCUACCACUACGCGCGCUAUGCGGCGGGCGGUCGAGGGCGUCGCGCGCCGCUAUCUGGAUCCGGAGCUGCUUGCCUCGCCGCGCAUCCGUUCCGCGGCCUGCCAUGCAGCCCGCCGGCACCUUCGUCGCGGUGUGCGACCAGGCGACGCAGGAGGUCUACGACACCAUGUGGACCCGCCUGAAGAAGUAGACGUCCGUUUCCUAAUGCCGGGCGGCGCGCCUCAACGGGGCGCGCCGCUCCGGCUCAACCUGCCGCGACCAGUCGGGUGA
Messenger RNA from Geodia barretti, 1182 nucleotides. The record is from the annotation of a GenBank genome assembly. Lineage: Eukaryota; Metazoa; Porifera; Demospongiae; Tetractinellida; Geodiidae.